Molecule: messenger RNA, 3568 nt
Organism: Armigeres subalbatus
Lineage: Eukaryota; Metazoa; Arthropoda; Insecta; Diptera; Culicidae
Product: protein TIS11-like
Exons: 4
Coding region: 738-2306 (522 amino acids)
Molecular function (GO): metal ion binding; mRNA binding
Source: RefSeq, a predicted model, not a curated record
UAACUUUGAAUCACCCCCUUAUCGUACUGUACUGUGCCAGAAACCAACCAACAAGAAUAGUGUUGUGAGAAGCUCUUGAGUCCCAAUUCGAAGUAAAAUAAAACAGAAAUAGUCAGUUUUUUCCACGCAAGUUCUGAAAAACAGUGCAGAACACUGGAAACUGGCUCGAGCUUUGGGACAGAGACUGAUCAAACAGAAUCGUUGCUUUCGCGCGUAGUAUUUGCUCGUGAUUCGCUUGUUGAGCUUACCUGGCUAAUCCGUUCCGCCACCGCGUGCUUCGAAACCAGAUUGCCGUGAACGCACACCGAGAAUCCACAUUCGUUGCAAACAAAAAGAAGAAGAGUGGUAUUUGGUAUGCGAAAAUAGAAGAGAAGAUCGAAGCAUAAAAUCGAAAAAGGAAAAUUUCCAGCAAUAUCAAAGUGUAGUAGUAGUAGUGCUAAUCGAAAAUCGUUCUUUGCGAAUUGGCAAUAGAUAGUGCAUUUUCAACCAUAACAGAGCAAUAAAAGAAUACAGCGAAGAUAAGUGAUAAACCAGUGAUAUAAAAAAAACGGCGAAGAAAUUUCACACAGCAAGUGAAACGGUGCCUGCUGCGCAGAGUUCUUUCCUCGUUUCGUUUCGAGCAGAUCGGAAGAGGGUGAAAAUUGACCGACCCGGUUAGUGCGACCGCCCAAUUCUAGGCGUUUUGUGAAGAAAAAAGUCCAAAAACUGCCGCCACGAUAGCUAGAAAUCCACGGAGAAUGUCUACCGCGAUAAUGCACACCGGGGCGUUCUACGACUUUGGAGAUUUUACACUGAAGAAUCAAACAAAUUCCAGGAGCACAGCGCAAAUGACAAUAUCGACCAACAGUAGCAGCACAAACUCCAGCACCAGCAACAGCAGCAGUAGCAGUCCCCUGAUUGGUAGCAACAGCCAUCACGCUACUAGCAGUCAGAUUCUACUUCAGCAGAACAUCAACGUGGCUGUAGCGCACCAGCACCAACAGCAACAGCAGCAGCAACACCACCACCACCAUCAACAGCAGUCCCACCACCAUCAGCAGAGUCACCACAGUCAGCACCAUCAUCCCCAUCACCACAGCAGUCACCAGCAGCAGCACCACCCACAGCAACAGGCCAACGCAAGGCAGUUGUUGCUUCACAAUGCGCUCACCCGGACCACAUCGCACCCGGUGGGAGCGGCGGCGACGGCAGCGUCCUCGGCCACUGCCGCCUCAACGAUGGAAUCGUUGAUGGAGCUGCUGCGGAUGUCCACCGCUGCCAGUGCGGCGCUGGUGCAGUCCUCCAAUGGUGGCAGGAUCGCGGCCGGAAGUGGCAAUAGUGCUGCCGCGGCGGCAGCAGUCGCUGCGCUGGUGUCUUCAUCGACGGCUGGCGGUGGUGGUGGUGGUGCGGGCAAUAGUGCGGGGGUUGGCGGGGGCGGAGGCCACCGAAAGUUGGAACGUACGCAGUCGGAGCCGCUGCCGCAGCAGGUCAAUACCUCGAGAUACAAAACCGAGUUGUGCCGACCGUUCGAGGAAGCGGGUGAGUGUAAGUACGGCGACAAGUGCCAGUUCGCGCACGGCAUGCAGGAACUGCGCAAUCUCCAGCGCCAUCCAAAGUACAAGACCGAGCUGUGCCGUACGUUCCACAGCGUUGGGUUCUGCCCGUAUGGGCCCCGAUGCCACUUCGUCCACAAUGCCGAAGAGGCCCGAAACCACAACCGUUCGGUGGCCGCCUAUCAUGCUCAACUGGCUGCGGCUGCCGCAGCAGCAGCAAACUCCAACGGCCAAAGUCAACAGCAGCAGUCUUCGAAUGCAGUGGCCGCUGCAGCCGCAUUGCAACAAGCGCAACUUCAGCAGACCGCUGCCGCUCUGCUCCAGCAACACCAGCAGCAACAGAAACAGCAUCAGCAGCAACAGCAACAACAGCAGCAGCAUCAACUUCCACUCAGUCCAGCCCUUUCGAUGUCCACCGGUUCGGACCGUGCUUCGCCGAUUGGAUCCCUCUCGUUAUCGCCUACAACCUCAAUGGCCAGCUUCUUCCCCGAACAGGGCAGCCCAACAUUCCCUCCGACGUCGACGUCGUGCACCGUCGGAGGCGCCACCGGUCAGGGUGCAUUCAACUUCCCGGCAUCGCCACCGGCUAGUCCCAUCGAUGGCGGCCACUCACCGAUGACCACUCCUCCGCCACCGUCUCCGUCGCUGGUGAUGGCUUCCUGUCCCAAGGGCCAAGCACCGGGCGGAGUCGGGGUCGAUUCGGUGGAGGCUCGGCUACCGGUGUUCAACCGCCUCAGCUCGACGGUGGACGCUUUUACCAACCUAUUGAUCUAGACCACGUGGGCCUAGGAGACAGAGAGCGAGUGUGUGGUGCGCAUGAUAAUGAUGUGCGUGUGCGAUGCGUUGUGCGUUGUGAUAUAUGUAAUUUUUUUUUGAGUUUUGCUUUAUACACACAUAAGUACCCGAUUGGAAAUGCGAUUUUUUUUGGUAGGAGGAAAAAGUGGAAGGUCGGUAUUGCUGUGUGUGGUUGGGAGCACUGGUCUGUGGUUCUAAUUCCUGUACGCACGCGCACCCACACAGUCACACAUUUUUCUGAAAUAGAGAAAAAGAUUGGAUUGGAUCUGCUAUAAAAACAAAGUCACGCAAGAGCGCAGCACACGCACAAACCUGGACAAAUAAGCAUAUUAUUUACAUGUAUAACAUUUUUUACAUAUACCUUAUAAAUACUGUUAGGGAGAAAGAAGAAAAGGCAGCCUUUUUUAGAGAGCUGCGGUUCUUUUUGGAGUUUUUUUUUUGCUGCGGGAAAAUUUCAAACUAUUUAUUCAAAAGGGCACGAAACACACUCAAACAAACAAACGAAUAUUUAUUUCCACGAAAAAGCACACUCAUGUGUAUACAAUGGCACAAACUCUGAGAAACAAGCUGGAGCAACGCGGAAAUGUAACACCCGACACACUUAUUUAAUUAUUUAUUUUUAUAAUUAUACAAUUUUAUUUAAAAAUCCCUAUUACAAAAAAAUGCGAGGAGUGAACACACAUACACAUGGAUGCACGGAUCACAAAAACACAAAACGUACAACGCAGGCGCGUUUUUUGAUUUAUGUUCUCGAUGCUCGAAGACGAAAUUUAUCGAAAAGUUUCCCACAAAAAAAGGCGGUGAUUUUGUUCAGUGUAGAUUAAGUUGGGUUCUUUUCCUAUCCGUGUAUUUUCUCGGCAAAGGUGUGUUUGUGUGUACCUGUGUUUGAUUUAACCUAAUUAAAGACGAAAAGCACGAAAACAAACGAUUAGCAGUAGCCUUCGUUUAGCUUAUUUUUUGAUGAUAUGUAAAUUUUGAUUAGGUUCGAGAGAUCGACAAUAAGAGAAAGAAACGGUUACAAAAGGUGUUUCCAGUGAGAGGAUUUAUAGAGAAACCAGGACGAAUUUUGAUUUCACAAAAGUUAGUUGAACCAUUUUCUUUUCUUCUCGAUUCGAUUCCAGCAACGACGUAUAAUUUUUGCCCUCGUGUGUUUCACAGAUUGAUUAUUAAUUUAAAUUAAUUAUUAUAUUAUCAUGCUAUCUUUAUUAUUUUUAAUUUAUUUUAUUUAUUUCCACCCUUAU